CAAUAGCAGUAGACGUCAAAUUGUUGUUUACGUCAAACAACAUUUAAGUUAGCAUUUCCCGAGAUCAUGUUGUGAUUUUAAGUAUCCGUUUAAAAACACGCCAAAAUGUGGAUUAUUUUGAGCGCCGUUUUCGUGCAAAUAGUCUUUCUUCUUUCAGUGUUUGAUAUUCAUUUUCAUUCACCGAUAGUAAAGGGAAUGACUCCGUAUGCUAACCCUAUCCCGGCACCGGCCAAAAGAUUGGUACUUUUCUCAGCUGAUGGAUUAAGAUUCGACACAUUUCUCAGUUACGGCAACGAUCGAGAACCAAAUGCGAAAUUUCUCAGAUCAAUAGCGAGCAGUAGAGGAAAAUGGGGAUUGUCCAACACUAGAGUGCCAACUGAAUCCCGUCCUGGACAUGUAGCCAUGAUCGCUGGAUUGUAUGAAGAUCCUUCUGCCGUUUUCAGAGGCUGGAAAGAGAACCCAGUUGAAUUUGACUCUGUUUUCAAUCAAAGCAGUUACACAUUUGGCUGGGGUAGCCCAGAUAUUCUUUCCAUGUUUUCAAAAGGAACAAAGGGUAAUGUUAUGUCAUAUACUUAUUCGUCAGAGAGUGAACAAUUUACUGGGCAUGACGCCUACAAACUAGACGAAUGGGUAUUUGAACAUUUUGAGCGAUUCAUUAAAAUGGCUCCUCAUAACGCCACACUUUCGAGCAUGUUGCAAGAGCGAAAGUUGAUAUUUUUCAUCCACCUUCUGGGAUUGGACACCAACGGCCAUACGAACAAACCCCACUCUACAUUUUAUACCGAUAAUCUUCGGUACGUGGACCAAGGGAUUGCCAAAAUUGAAGGGUUAAUCAACGAAUAUUUCAAAGACAAUCAAACUGCCUUUAUUUUUACUGCCGAUCACGGAAUGACCGAUUGGGGAUCUCAUGGAGCGGGUCAUCCGUCCGAAACACAAACCCCGGUAGUGGCAUGGGGCGCUGGAAUCAAUACGAAAAACAUUGAUGCCAUACACUGGGAGAAUAACAGAAACGACAUGGAACAAGCUGAUGUUGCACCUUUGAUGGCUGCAUUACUGGGAAUCAAUUUUCCAGUCAAUUCUGUGGGAAAACUACCUUUAGCUUAUCUGGCCGACGAAAUGCUUUGGAAGUCACACUGUGCCUUAGCCAAUGUCCAACAACUGAGCCGAUCUUUUCAAGCUCUUUCUCAACGUCAGCAAGACCGGAGUCUUUCGUUGCGGUUCCGGCCUUUCUGGCCGCUGGAAUCCAACCAAGUGAGCGCCCAUAAUCUUCAACAGAUUGAAGCGUCAAUCCGCUCUGGUUACUACAAUGAAUCGAUCCAGCAAAGUCUCAAUUUAAUGGACCUUUGCCUUCAAGGCAUGGAUUAUUUUUAUCGCUACGACGAGUUUCAACUGAAAAUGUUUAUCACGUUGGCUUACAUCGGAUGGGCUGGCAUCCUCGCCGUGUUUAUUAUUCAAGAACGACUAGUCACGACAUCUAAAAAGAAAACUGGUCAUCAGUUCCGGCUAAUUGAUCAAAUCGUUUUCGGAUUAUCUGUGGUCAUCUUCAUCGUUCUAACGGUGGAGGGAGUCCCGUUUCUCUAUUACGCCUAUCACUUACUGCCUUUGAUGUUGUGGUGGUAUUGCUUACGGCAGUCGAAACAGAUGCUCCGCCAAACUAUCCGUCUAAUCCGCAUCCGCCAUUUUGUAUGGACCACCUUCAUUCUCGGUGGACUUGAAUUCAUUGUGGCCGGGUUCUUUUACCGGUGGUUUCUCUCUGUCGGACUGGUUUUCAUGUCACUUUGGCCGCACUGGGACCAACACUCAUCCAGCCGAUGGCGACACCACGAAACGUUCAAGAGUUUAUGGAUGUUCACUUUCCUCAUUUUGGCCAUGUUUCCCGUCUUUCCUCCUGUUGGAAAACAUUCCGUCCCAAUCCUCGUAGAUAUCGGAGGAAUGAUUUUGACGGUCAUGGCCUUCUGGAGUUCAUUGGUCAUGCACCACGACCGUGAUCGAACGGUUCUAGUUUGCUACACGAUUGCCAUUCCAAUCACACUCUACGUCCGCCACAGUGUCAGCGAUAGUCUGGUCCAAGGGCAAGGACUCCCAGUACUGGAACAAGCCCUUUCUUGGAUUCUUCUCUGUUUGCCAUUGACAUUACCUCUGAUUGGUCCGUCUUUAGUUUGGCCUCGUUUGAUUGGCAUCGUCAUCACGUUGACACCGUCCUUUCUGCUCUUGUCAUUGUCUUACGAGGGAAUCUUUUUCGCCGUUCUAGUCGUGGCGUUGGCCAUUUGGAUCAGAUUGGAGGCCGCCAUUCCGGCCACGGAUUCCUUUUGGACUCAACUUCGGCGCUCGUAUUUUUUCCUCUUUCUCACGUUUCUCUCCUUCUUUGGACUGGGCAAUUUGGCCAGUCUCAACAGUUUCGAUCCUAGCAGCGUCCGCUGUUUCGUCACGACCUUCUCACCCUUCACCAUGGCCGGCCUUCUCCUGUGGAAGAUUACCGUGCCGUUCAUUGCCGUCUCGUCGGCCCUUUGGGCAAUUACAGUCCAGCACCAACUGUCGAUGAAGAAUGUUUACCUGAUGAUUCUGUUGCUAUCGGCAGCCAUGGCCGUCCAGUUCUUCCACUGGGUGACCUCGCGCGGCAGUUGGCUAGACAUUGGCACCUCCCUGUCUCACUACGUUAUCGUUCAAUUCACCGUUGUCUUUGUGAUGCUCCUCCGUUCCGUCGUCCAGUUCCUGACACACGGCCCCAUCUAUUUCCACGCCACACGACCCACCGCCAGUAAAUACGACAAAGACUGAGCUGCCGACGACGACGAGAAGAAUGGCAUCCACCAAAAUCCAGUGGAAAUUCUAGUUCAUUUACUCCUCCUCCUUUUGAAAUAAUUCGCGCACACACAACAACAAUAAAAUGGGAAAAAUGUUUCGGCCGUCUAAUGAGUUGAAACUGGCCAAUCCCCAUGCCGCAGUUCAUUCACCUGCUGCUGUUUCUUUUCUUUUGAUUUCCCUUUCUAUUUUUUUCCUUGUGGGGUUUCCUCUUUUGUGCGCUAUACGUGGGCAGCAGCGGCCGCGCACAGGUAUUUUACCUGUCCCCUUUAGGGAGAGAUCAGGUGGAGGACACAGUCUUCUCAUGUAAAAAUAUACACGUGGAUACAGGGCCGCCGAGAGAACCGCGCGAUUGGUCAGUCCAAAGGCGCUACAUUUUCCUUUUGUUGCAGAUUAUGCCACUGUGUUAUCUUUAACCAACUCCUUUCUCUCUCGUGAAUUAUUCAGCAGAACCGGGGGGUUGGCUUCUUUUAUUAUUUUAGCUUGGAGGAACGCAUAAAACCUUGGGAUUAUUAGAUUUGAACACGGCAGAGUUCAAACUCGCCAACUCUUUUGGCCGUUGUCUUUCGUGUUCCUCUGCUGUUUUAAAAAUGACCUUGGCAUUCAUGAUAUGUUGACUUUGCCAUUUGAGGGCAUUUCGGGGGGGAGAAGAAAGAACCAUCAAAUAAUAAUUGACCAUCAAGCUAUAAGAACGUCUGAGUUUAUAAACACGUCUUAAGCGUGACUGGACGUUUCUCAAUACGUUUUGUACACUUGUCACCAGUCAUUUUAAUAUUACAGUCACGUCUUUUAACCCCACCCUGUUUUGGCUCUUAAUCAGACGAAAUAUUCUGGGUAGCGCAUUAAGGUUAAUUAAUAUUUAUUCUGGGAAAAAUUGAUAAAUGUUGGAAACAACAGAUUUCGAAAAAAUAAAAAAUAAAUUUACUCUUGUCCAGUUCACCCCCAGUGAAGGUCCAGGCAUUCUGGGAAAAGAGUCCAUCCAACUAUACCAACCCCUCUUCUCUUCUUCGUCACUCGAGGGUGAAUUCUCAUUUAAGUUUUUCUUCUUUAGCGCGCGCCUCUUCUUCUUUCUUCCUUUUUAUUGUGUCCAAAAUGCCAAGCAGAGCCACUCGAUCGGGUUCGGCAACUAUCAAGAAAUGACAGCAAACAAACUCGGUUUCCCAUCCGAAACCAAUAGAUUCAGAUGGUCUUUUAGCUGAUAUUCUACUUGCAUUGGUAGUCCCCCCCUCUUGAACAGGAUAUUCAAUUUUGAAUAGUUUCAAGUUACAAAGUUCAAAUGACAAGAAUAACAAAAAAAGAAAAUGACAGUGAACGAUAACAAUCAAAAGACUAGCCCCCCCCCAAAAAAGAACAGUCUGAUCAAGGUUGCCGUAACCAGUUUUUCCAUUUCCGGAAGAAGAGUAAAAAAAGAGCGCGCGCGGGCUUUUCCCCGUUCCAAAAACUUGGUUGAAAUUUAAUCGUUUUCCUUUUUUCUGGUUCAAUACUUUUAUUUUUUCCAGGCCCAUCAAAAAAAGAACCAGAUGGGAAUUGAUGCGUUAUUCAAGACGAUGGAAAGAAUUUUUUUAUCUUGUCUAGUCUACGUGAAAUCGACACCGGUGGGUUACGUCUACUCUAUCCCUUGUUCGAGUCCCGUUUGUUUUCAUUUCCCGCCCAGUCAGUCUCAGUCACCUGUUUUUGCCGCGAAAAUAGUCGGAAACAGCUGAUCGACUAGUAGCUCCCCACGUGAGUCUUUUGUGGCUCGACUCCGCCCAUAUCUCGAGUUGGACCAAUCAGAGUCCUCCUUUCCCGCUGGAUCCUAGGUGGAGCCGCUGACAAUUUUUCAAAUGGAGAGGGCGCUCGCUCUCGAUCUUGACCAUGAAAGAGAUUCUUCUUCCCAGUUUCACUGUACUUCCUCGACGACACGGAUUCUGUUUUCUCACUUGCUUCAUCUACCACCUACUCGAUAUUUUAGUUUUAUUAUUUCAGUGAUUUUUGUCUUUUUAUACGCUUUUCCAUACACAAACUGGAUUUGAA
Molecule: messenger RNA, 4815 nt
Organism: Daphnia pulicaria
Lineage: Eukaryota; Metazoa; Arthropoda; Branchiopoda; Diplostraca; Daphniidae
Gene: PIG-N
Product: GPI ethanolamine phosphate transferase 1-like
Exons: 11
Coding region: 106-2778 (890 amino acids)
Biological process (GO): GPI anchor biosynthetic process
Cellular component (GO): endoplasmic reticulum membrane
Molecular function (GO): mannose-ethanolamine phosphotransferase activity
Source: RefSeq, a predicted model, not a curated record